AGUACGAGGAACGUUUCGUACCGGGUUGUUAUCCCUCUUUCACAGAUAUUUUCGGCAUUUCUUUCAAAUUUUAUUUUCCAUAUUACCAAAACCAUCGUGGCGCUACUCAUUUUGAAUCGUCAAACGUGCUUAUCAAGCCGAAUCACGAUUAUACAAUUACGUUUCCGCGAAUGUACAGCCGCAAGUGUCACAUCCCGCGUAUUUGUCGCGUCAGUUCGUGAGUGUAUCGCGAGUGUUCUCUACGGGAAUAAUUAUGAGUGGUAUGCUGCCGAUGUUAUGUGUUAUCCUGAUCCUUAGCGUCACGACGACCACGGUGCGCGCCGGAUUGAAAUGUGACGCUGUCAGGCCGUACUUUGAGUCGCAGGGCUUUCCGGCUACUGAUAUUCCUAAAGAAGCGAUUUCUUCAAAGGAGCUGAAAGUAUGCGGCAGCGUGAGAAGCGGCGGCGAGGUGUGCUGCUCCGCGGACAUGGAGGUGAGACUGCAGGCGAGGGCACGUGACAAACAUGAGAAAGCCACCAAAGAAACUCUUCAGCGGCUGCACCAGGUCCUGUCUACGAGAGGGACCAGGUUCCACUCGUUCUUCAAGGACCUUCUUGCUACCAGCAAGAAAGUCUUCCACGACAUGUACAAGAGGACUUAUGGAACCCUGUAUGAGCAGAACUCGUACGUCUUCACGGACCUGUUCAAGGAACUGGAGAACUACUAUUCCAAGGGAACGGUCGACCUCGACGACGCGAUGGACAAUUUCUUCAACACCCUCUAUCAGAAGAUGUUCACGGUGUUGAACAGUCAGUACAAUUUUGACAAUAAAUACCUGGAGUGCGUGGGAGAGCACAUGAAGGAUAUCAGACCGUUCGACGACGUUCCUCAGAAGUUAGGGGUGCAGAUCAAGAGGUCCUUCGUUGCAACGAGAACGUUCAGUCAGGCUUUGACCGUGGCUGCGGAUGUCUUGAAGAGCAUGCAAUCGUUGAAGCCAUCGGCGGAGUGUGCAGCUGCACUCACAAGGAUGACGGUCUGUCCAUCGUGCAGCGGGAUCACGGGCAACGUGCUAGCGUGCGGCGACAUGUGUGUCAACGUGAUGAAGGGUUGCCUCGCUCAGCAUGCGGCUCUGGACGUUGAAUGGAAUCACUUCGUCGAGGCUGUAAACAAGGUGGCUGAACGCCUGUUGGGUCCCUUCAACAUCGAAAUGUUAGUUCGGCCCAUCAACCUGAAAAUCUCCGAGGCAAUCAUGAACUUCCAAGAGAACAGCAACGACGUUUCUCAAAGGGUGUUUACUGGCUGUGGCCGACCUGUGUUAGGCAGACGCAGACGUCGGGACAAUCGGGAGCUGGAACUCGAGUCGCUGAACUUCGAUCAAGAAACGUCGACUGACGAUCGUGCCGCGACUGGUGCUGCUUUGGAUAAAUUGGUGAAAGAGACACGACAGAGGGUUCGGGAUUCCAAGCAAUUCUGGGUUUACCUGCCCUAUAAGCUUUGCAACGACGGUCUCGUGGUCCCGCCUAGCAAUACCAAGGAAUGCUGGAAUGGCACACACGUAGACAAAUAUAUCUAUCCAGUGUCAUCUAACGGAGAGACUCAAACUUUGAAUCCGGAAGUGCGCAGCUCCGGGUCCAGACCAACUAUCGUCAAGGACCAGAUCUUUGCAUUGACCACCAUCACGAACAGACUAAAAUCCGCGUAUAAUGGUCAGGACGUCGAUUGGAUAGACACAGAGAAUACCGAGUGGAACGGUUCCGGAAGUGGGUCUGGGGAUAGCACGGACCAGGAUCAGAUCACGGACGACGAGGACGGUUUCAAGGAAGGUUCCGGCUACGAGCCAAAGUCUUCGCCACCGGAAAUACCGAACCAGUCGCCACCCGUGGUCCACCCGGAAGUGGUGCCUCCCAGAGUGGACGUGGAGCAGAAGACAAAUAUGAACAACAACAACGGCACGUCCAACGUGGACAGUGGCGCGAGCAGACAGAAGAUCUCUCUGUCUCGUGCUUUGACAACGUACCUCGUGCCCAUAGUGGUGAUGUGGUUGGGUGGCUGCCUCACCGAGUGGCUGUGAUCGUGUGGUUUCCGGGGAGAACGUGCAGGACGAUGUAAAUAAAUAUUCCUUUAACGAAACGCGCUCCUCCUCGACUGGAGCAGAGCUGCAAAUGGCGACCAGUCGGGAAAG
Molecule: messenger RNA, 2161 nt
Organism: Eufriesea mexicana
Lineage: Eukaryota; Metazoa; Arthropoda; Insecta; Hymenoptera; Apidae
Gene: dlp
Product: glypican dally-like
Exons: 8
Coding region: 254-2050 (598 amino acids)
Biological process (GO): cell migration; regulation of signal transduction; regulation of protein localization to membrane
Cellular component (GO): plasma membrane; extracellular region; synapse
Source: RefSeq, a predicted model, not a curated record